Messenger RNA from Yarrowia lipolytica CLIB122, 1893 nucleotides. The record is from RefSeq and is a predicted model, not a curated record. Lineage: Eukaryota; Fungi; Ascomycota; Dipodascomycetes; Dipodascales.
AUGUCAAGAGAUAAAGGUAACCCCAUUGCUGGUUUUGGUCACCAGUUCGUCGAGGCUGAUCGUAUCAUUCAGACCAACAUGGCCAGGUUGAGACAGCCGCCACUGGGUCCUGUAGGCCAGUACAUCAAGGUCAAGCCUGGUACUAGCCAACAGGAGCUGACGCUGAUCAAUAGUCAUCAACCUCUCACGAGAUUGCUCAGAUCGUAUGUCGUUGCGACUCCUGAGGAUGAACGAACGCUGAGAAGCAUAUUGCCACGCAACCAUAAUCCCACCAUCUAUUAUGUCAAACCCGAUAAUUACGAUGUGGAUCGUAUUUCACCCUCUUCCCAGUUCAAAACUAUUUUGCGGUGUCUUGACAUUUCGGAGGCUCGGGUUAUCCAGGCCUUGGUCGAGUGGGCAACCGUGCACGGUACCGCUAUCGCUGGUAGUACCGAAGAGGCUGUUAGAGCUCUGAAGCAGGGGGCGCAAAACUUGGAGUCAGCGAUUGCCCCUCAUAAAACGUCCGAGAGGUUUAUUGUUACUGCAACGCAGAGAGGCUCUCAGCUUUCUUCUUCUGGGGUUGUGCAGUCGGGCCUUUUGCGGGUAGGAAAAGCGAUUGUGACUGGUGAAGACGUUUCUGAGGCCAAGAAACGAGUCGCUGUGUGCGAGCGGGAGCUGCAGCCGCUGAAGGAGGAAUUCAGACGCCUGGAGCAAGAGGAGCAGAUGGCUCUACGAGAGUUCAGAUCUCUCGAUGAGAAAGAAUCGGUCUUCGAACAGAAGCUCCAGUCGCUGAAAAAAGAACAUGCUUUUGCUGUGGCAGAGAGGGACACGAUUCCUGAUGCCCCCAGCACAGAUGAGACUGAUCAGGCCAUCGAGAUCAAGACUCAGGAGCUGGAUAACAGCAAGCAGCAACUUUCUGAGACACGAGAGGCUCUGGAAGCGGCAAAGCAACGUUCGCGUGAGAUCGCCAAUUCUGAGACGGAAGCUGAAGUGGAGCUCGACAAGCUUAACGCGAAAGUACACGAAAAGUUUUUGGCUACUGAAGAAGCCAACUUGAGGUACACGGCACAUCAGGACGUGGUGACCAGCACACUGCAGAAGUUCGAGCUGGCCAAGAAGAAGCUCGCGGAGAAGGAGGUUGAACUAGUUGAUAUACAGGCCAACAUGGAGACUCAGCUUGCUGCUGCACAGGCUCUCAGCGAGGAGCUCGUUCCUUUAGAUGAAGGCGUCGACUUGGAGAAUGGUUUUGACUAUUGUACCAAGCGUACUGGUGAGUUGCAGGCCAAGAUUGAUGCUGCAAAGACGCGAAACCUCAGAGACUACCGUAUAGUCUAUGCUGAAUUUCAGGAGGCGGAGGAGGCAUACCGACUUGCUAAGGAGGAGUUCGAGGCGCAGAAGAAGGACGUUCGGGCUCUGGGAGAUACGGAGGCAGACCGUGUCCGGGCUAAGGGGCAGGCUCUUGCUUUUGGUAUUAUGCAGACCAGUUCUUACUUUGGUAACAUCAUGAAGUCUAGGGCAGCCUCAGCUGAUGUCGUUUUCGAUCUGAACACCAGAAAGCUAGAAGUGAAGAACUACAAGCUCGCUUCUACUUCCGAUGCCUCGUCCAAGGGAGGUGCUCGAGAUGUGGCUACCACCUCUGGUGGAGAGCACUCUUUCCUGCAGUCAGCUCUCAUGGCCGCUCUGUGGCAGAUGGUGGAUGCUCCUAUCAUCUGUCUGGAUGAGUACGAGGUGUUCAUGGACGACACCACUCGAGUAACGGCACAGAAGAACCUGAUCAAUACUCUCGGAGGCUUGAGGCAGUGCGUCCAGGCUAUUUUUAUUUCCCCCACGGUGGUGAAGAAUAGCGCCGUGGACGACGCUAGAUUCACGUAUGUGGAGGUUCGAGAUCCCAGUUUUGCUUCUCGAAAUCGGUAA